Thermothelomyces thermophilus ATCC 42464 is the source of this 2400-nucleotide messenger RNA. RefSeq lists its product as uncharacterized. Lineage: Eukaryota; Fungi; Ascomycota; Sordariomycetes; Sordariales; Chaetomiaceae. Bases 169 to 2316 code for a protein of 715 amino acids. The transcript has a single exon. The record is from RefSeq and is a predicted model, not a curated record.
CGUUGACCCACCGACCCCUUUGACCCUUUGACGCUACUGCCGCGCCCCCCGACUUAUCGCAGGUCGCCGCUGUUCCCCGUUCGAACCGCUGGCUGCUUGGCCUUGCUGCUGCCGCUGCCGCUGCUGCUGCUGCUCCCUCUCCUCCUAUUGCUUCCACGACACGUCUGCAUGGUGCGACCCUCGCCUCUGCUGCACGUCUAUGCCGCAUCGGCCUCGUUCGUCUGCCCUGUCAUGGAUAAAUCCAAUAAUAACCCGCGCGCCCCUCGCUCGGUGGCCUCUGAGCCUGCAGACCGGGAUACCGCUGAAGUUGCCAGCUCAGAGUCGGCUUUGACAUGCCGCCACGGGGAACCGGACGCCUGCUUCCCUGCUCAUGAACCUACUCUUCAUGUCCAUGGUCCCUCUCCCUCUUCUUCUUCCAACCCCCCGUCCUCUGAGGCUGGAGCAGUCCCCGUAGAUUUGUCCAAGCCGACAACCCGAGUCUCCCUUCCUGUCUCCCUCCCUGUCUCCCUCCCGUCUCUCUUCCUCCAGCGCAGCAGGAUUCCAUCAGCCUCCAUCGCUCCGUCGACUGCAGAAGGAAAGCCGAUCCCGCCCACCGAUCCCGCCGACGCCCACCGCACAUCUGCCCUGCAGAAGCUGAACAGCAAGUAUCCGUCCGCAUCCCGGAGCCGCGGCUACACUCCGGAGGUCUCCGGUGCCCAGAGCAGCACCUACUCCCAGCCCGUGCUCGUGCGCACUUACAGCGGACCGCCGCCAUCUCAGACCUCCCGCAGCGCCCGGUCGCGGCACUACAGACCACCGAGCAGCAGUCGAGCCGUUUCUCGACGUGUCCCGUUGCCCUCUUCUUCAGCACCAGGAAGCAGCGGGCCCGGCCAGCCCAUACAGCCCACGGUUAGCGACGUGGGAGUAGGCACGACCAGCAGCGUCGGCGCCGGCAUCGACGGAUAUCGCACCGAGAGUGACGGUGGCAACGUCCACGGAGGAGUAACCAUGCUGCCUUCCACCAAGGCCAAGAAGGCCGCUACCACCAACAGCAACAGCAGCAGCAGUGGCAGCAAGCUGGCCCUGCCCUGGCUGUGGCCCCUAUCUUCCCGCCAAGAACCGGAGAAGCCAAAGCUGCCCCCCUUGGAAGCCUUCUCCUUCAAGAGCUUCCUGGCCGACCUGGAGGCCCGUGGGACCGACAAUGACGUCGGCGCAGAUUUAGACCGCAUCGCCGAGAUCUGUGCUCGGUCGCGCUAUUCGCUGAGCAACCAGUACGAAGUACACGUGGCCCCCCACGGUUCCGGCGCCUCGUUCAUAACAGGGCCCUUGCCUUCUUCCUCCGUCCUGCGGACGACGAGAGGUCAGAGCCGCAGCCGCAGCCGCAGCCGCGGCCACGUUCAAGGCCCGACCUUGCAGGUCAUCACCUCGGACGACGAGAACCCCGCCCUCUUACCUCACCCGAAGAGGAGGAGCGCCGGGGGUAAGCGGAGGAGCACUGCCUACGGCACUCUGGAAACGAUCAUGUCCUCGAGCCGCUCGUCCGAAGAGGGCAAGGAGGCCACUAAGAAGUCCGCCGCCGAGCUGGUCAGCGAGGUUCGGGGGAGGGCGGCGAGGAAAGCAUGGGGAAACAACCCAAGCGCAUCGGUGUCGGGGUCAUCAUCCGCCGGGAACGCGGCCACCAGCGCAAGCACACUCUCUGGACAGCACCCGUCACAGCAGCAGGACUUGAACCCAACCGCCACCAAGACUAGCAACAACAGCAACAACGAUAGCAAAGACAACCUUGCUCGAAGGAAAUCCGCCUCCUUUGCCACUGCCAUCAUGGAUACCGGCGGCGGCGGCCGCAGCGGAGCAGGACAGACAACGACCACGACGACCGAGUCGAGCAGCACCCCGUCGACGUCCUCGUCCCGCCGGCAGCAGACGAAGACCAGGAAGAGGGGUGAAUCCACGUCCGCCCUGCUUAGUGACCCGGCCUGGCCCCAGACGUCAGGCGGCCACCUGGGUGUGGAACCGACCACCUCCCGGCCAGCCGGCCCUGCUUCAUCCCCAGGAGAAGACGGGCGGGAGAGCAAUGGGCCCGAGUCCGAGCCUGGAUCCGGGGCCGGGUUCGGACUCGCCGUUGCGGACGCUCACUCCGCCGCCGCUCGCACCGGACGGAGAGAGAUGGGGGCAGGGGGAGACGGAAGCCUGGUCAACUCGUCGUGGGGAUCGUGGAUACCGUGGCGGACGACAGGCCAGGCUAUGCAGCACCAGCACCAGAAGCAAGGGGAAAGCAGUGCCGAAGGGAGGCUGAGACAGCUCUUGAAGAAUGGUGGGGAUGGAGGCACACGAUAAAUCCGGGUUCCGUUAUGAAGUGAAAUGAGUGGACGAAAUAAAAAAAAAAAAAGUGUGAUGAACUGAAUGAAAUUAGCUGGGCCU